This is a messenger RNA of Triplophysa dalaica, 2790 nucleotides long. RefSeq names its product SERPINE1 mRNA binding protein 1b (gene serbp1b). The record is from RefSeq and is a predicted model, not a curated record. The transcript is spliced from 9 exons. Gene Ontology annotation, cellular component: cytoplasm; nucleus. Gene Ontology annotation, molecular function: mRNA 3'-UTR binding. The coding region runs from base 121 to 1359 and encodes 412 amino acids. NCBI's taxonomy places the organism in Eukaryota, Metazoa, Chordata, Actinopteri, Cypriniformes, Nemacheilidae.
UAUCGAGAGCGCCGGAAGAGAAGCAGGUGUCUUCCUCGGCCAUCUUGUGGUUAUCCGACGUGAGCUGUUUGCUCGAAGCCUCGAAGAAUCGGAGGAGAAUCCCGCUGUUGGGGCGCCAUCAUGCCCGGACACCUGCAAGACGGCUUCGGCUGCGUCGUGACCAAUCGGUUCGACCAGCUAUUGGACGACGAGUCCGACCCGUUCGAGAUAUUAAAGGCGGCCGAGAACAAGAAGAAAGAGGCGGCCGCGUCUGGCGCCUCAAAGACAGCAGCACAAGCCGCCAAACAGCCGAAGAAGGAGUCGCAAAAAGACAGGAAAAACACAGCCCCGGAAAAGAAGGAAGAGACGCAGGCUGCCGUACCUCUGAAGAAAGAGGGCGUGAGGAGGGUUGGCCGGAGACCGGAGCAGCAGGGUCAGACCAGUUCCCAGAACCAAGGAGGUCAAGGAGAGGGUCGCCCCGGUGAGCGGAGACCAGAGAGACGACCUCCUCGCGAGCGGCGCUUUGACAAACCAGCUGAUGAUAAACCAGAGGGUGGAGAGUUCUCUGUGGACAAGCCUGUUGGAGAUAAGCCAUCAAGAGGGCGUGGGGUGGGACGUGGGGGCCGAGGUGGCCGUGGACGGGGCAUGGGACGUGGAGAAGGAUUCGAUUCUCGGGGGAAACGUGACUUUGACAGACACAGCGGCAAUGACAAAAUUCGACAGAAGGGAGAGGAGAAGCGCAGCGGGAGUGGCUCGCACAACUGGGGGAAUGUGAAGGAAGAAACCAGUGAGCUGGAUCAGUCAGCUGCACCUGAGCCCGUUCCUGAAGGAGAGGAACACGCACCUGCCGAUUCUGAAAACAAGGAGAAUGAAGUAGAGGAGGUGAAGGAGGAAGGUCCCAAAGAGAUGACACUGGAUGAAUAUAAGGCCAUGCAAGACAAAGAGCGCGCCAAAGUCGAAUUCAAUAUCCGUAAGCCCAACGAGGGGAACGAUGGACAGUGGAAGAAGGGCUAUGUCCUGCACAAGUCAAAGAGCGAUGAAGUCGGCGCGCGGCAGGCUGGAGCUGUGAUUGAAAGUGGAGAUGUUGAUCCCGAAUCAUUCCAGAAGGCUGAUGAUGGUGCCGGCGAACACCACUUCCGUAAACCAGCCAAUGACAUCACCUCCCAGUUGGAGAUUAACUUUGGAGACCUGGGUCGACCGGGACGUGGCCGCGGGGGCUCCCGUGGAGGCCGUGGAGGUCGUGGGGGCGGUGGUGGUGGUGGUGGUGGUGCUGGUGGUGGCGGAGGACGGCCAGGUCGAGGCGGCGGCAGAUCUGAGAAGAGCGGAGGUGUGUCCGUUCCUAACGUGGAUGACCCUGAGGCUUUUCCAGCCUUGGCCUAAAGCUCAGCUCCUCCAUCUAACCUUCCUCCCGCUCCUCCGGGCCUCCUCCUCCUCUUCGACGCUUGCAUGCUUAUGGAUCCUUCGACCAUUGACAAACCAUAGAAAAAAAAUAUUGAACACGAGAGACCGUCAUCCACACAUACACUGAGAACUGACUUUUACCUGCGGAAAAACAAAAAUGGACUUCUCGUUACACUGAAGCAAAUUAUUGGUAGGGGUUUUGUAUUUCGAGACAUGAAAGCAGGGAUUGUUCAUACAGUAUUUUUUCCCCCUUGUUUUCCCAGAGAUUAUGCGUUCGCCAUAAAUAUUUUUUUAUUGCUGCUUGAAUGUAUGCGAUUCCAGAUAGAAUUGAGGUGUGUUGUGAAAGCUCACGCUUCCCUCAAGACACUCCGCUGUCCACGUACGUGUAGAAGCGUACUUGCUCUCGAUAGCUCUACCAAAAGCAGAAGGUUUUUUUUCAUUAUUUUUAGGUGAGAUACAACAAGAUUCGUAGUGGUUGUUUUACUGUUAAUAUAUACAGGAGUAAUGUAUAUUGACUUUUUGAAAUGUUUUGAAAGAAAGCUCAAAGGUCAAGUUAUCCUCUUGUCAUUUGGAUAUCUGGAUACGGCCUGUAGCAAGAAGCGAAUGGCUCGUCUUGAUCUUUCUUCAUUGUUUUGUCGUCCUCUGGUGGACCAGUGAUAUUGGUAUACAUGUUUUGUUGCUCGCUGAGAGUAAGAUGUUAAGUGCCCAGGGUUCAGUGUAGAUCCAGGCUGGUCCUUUUAGGUCACGUAGAUUCUUCCGUUAGAAACCUUAGGACCACUUUCAGCUGUAUAUGUGGGGUUUCGUAUGUAUGUGUGUGUGUGAGUGAAUGAUAACCUGUUUUAAUACUCAUCUAUCAUAAAUUUAUUUUCCUGAACUUAGAUUGUAUGUUUAGGUAAGUCAUGUUUUUAACAUGCGGUUUUAUUUUUUGUGGGAUUUCUCUGGUUAAGGUUGUUGACAUAUCUUGCACUUAGAUUUAUGGUGACGUUUGAAUUUUUGCUAAUAAGCACAUGGUCUACUCACAUCAGUACCAUUUGUUUAUUUGUGUUUCUUCUGUGGUCUUUGCUGUGUUUUUGUUUUUAAUUAUUGCUACGACGGCACUACUGCUUGCGUUUUCCGAAACAAAGUGCGUAAUUCAGGGUGGGACGAAACUUCGGAAGCAGCUUCUUACGUAUGUGAAAUGGCAAGACAUCCGAGUGCGAUGGCCGAUGUGCUCUGUAUUAAUGAAGAAGAGGUGACAAAUGAAGCGGAAGACGACAUUAAGUUGGAGUCAAGGCUUCCGGUUUGUCACGCUUCUAUUGGAAGACUCAUCCGGGACCUCCAGUCGUGACUCCCUCUUAUUCUUUGUGACGCGAUUGUUUCUAUUAUAAACAUGUCUGCAUAUAUCCCUGUUCAAUAAAUUGCUUAGAAGUG